This is a messenger RNA of Sceloporus undulatus (fence lizard), 2549 nucleotides long. RefSeq names its product aminopeptidase like 1 (gene NPEPL1). The record is from RefSeq and is a predicted model, not a curated record. Lineage: Eukaryota; Metazoa; Chordata; Lepidosauria; Squamata; Phrynosomatidae. Gene Ontology annotation, molecular function: metalloaminopeptidase activity; manganese ion binding. Gene Ontology annotation, cellular component: cytoplasm. The transcript has 12 exons. Bases 44 to 1615 code for a protein of 523 amino acids. Gene Ontology annotation, biological process: proteolysis.
GGAGCCGCCGAGGGCGGCAGCAGCAGCAGCAGGAGAGAGGAAGAUGGCGAACGUGGAGCUGGAGUUCCAGGCCAGCGCCGGCCAGGAGGACCCCCAGAGCCGCCCUCUCCUGGUCCUGGGCCGGGUGCAGAAUUUGCACCGGGUGCCCUGGGCCCAGCUCCGCAGCAAGAUGGAGCCCAGGGUCACCGAGGAGGUCUGGCAAGCUGCAUUAAGCGCUCUGAACCCCAAUCCAACUGACAGCUGCCCUCUCUAUCUGAAUUAUGCCACUGUUGCAGCUUUACCUUCCCGCGUCACCAGACACAACAGCCCAUCGGCUGCUCAGUUUCUCACCCGUCUCAUCCGAAACUGUCUCCCAGGCGGGACCAACAGGUGUAUCCUUAUGGUCUGUGAGCGCUCAGAGGUUUUUGCCUCAGCCUGUGCCAUUGCCAGGGCUUUCCCGCUGUUCACACGGCGUUCUAGUGCAUCUAGACGCACAGAGAAGAAAACUGUAGUGGUGGAAUUUUUCCUGGUUGGUCAGAACAAUGGGCCAGUAGAGUUGGAAACGCUUAAAUGCCUGGAAAACGCUACAGAAGGAGUAAGGUUGGCUGCUAGGAUUGUAGAUACUCCAUGCAAUGAAAUGAACACUGACAGCUUCCUGGAGGAAAUUAAAAAAGUUGGCAAGGACUUAGGGAUCACUCCAACCAUUUUCCGAAAUGCGGAGCUGAAGGAGAAGGGAUUUGGAGGUAUCUAUGGUGUUGGCAAAGCAGCUGUGCACCCGCCUGCUCUAGCUGUACUCAGUCAUACCCCUGAAGGUGCCACACAGACCAUUGCCUGGGUUGGGAAAGGCAUUGUCUAUGACACUGGAGGACUCAGCAUCAAAGGAAAGACAACAAUGCCUGGGAUGAAACGAGAUUGUGGAGGAGCUGCUGCUAUUUUGGGCGCCUUCAAAGCCACCAUAAAGCAAGGCUUUAAAGACAAUCUUCAUGCUGUUUUUUGUUUGGCUGAGAAUUCUGUUGGACCAAACGCAACAAGACCUGAUGAUAUUCAUGUUCUUUACUCGGGAAAAACGGUGGAAAUCAACAACACUGAUGCUGAAGGCCGGCUGGUCCUUGCUGAUGGAGUUGCAUAUGCUCGCAAAGAUCUUGGUGCUGACAUCAUUCUUGACAUGGCCACUCUCACUGGUGCUCAGGGAAUUGCCACAGGGAAAUACCACGCAGCCAUCCUCACCAAUAAUGAAGAAUGGGAAAGAGCAUGUGUUAAAGCUGGCAGAAAUUGUGGAGAUCUAGUUCAUCCUCUCGUCUAUUGCCCUGAGCUCCAUUUUACUGAAUUUACCUCAGCUGUAGCUGACAUGAAGAACUCUGUGGCAGAUCGUGAUAAUUCACCAAGCUCUUGUGCUGGACUUUUUAUCGCUUCACAUAUUGGGUUUGACUGGCCUGGUAUCUGGGUCCAUAUAGACAUUGCAGCACCUGUCCAUGCAGGUGAACGAGCCACAGGUUAUGGUGUAGCUUUGCUGCUAUCCCUGUUUGGCCGUGCCUCUGAAGACCCUCUGCUGAACAUGGUCUCUCCCCUGGGCUGCAAUGGAGACUCCCCAGAGGAUGACAUGGGGAGAGAUUCCAAGAGACGGCGCUUGGUUUAGUGCUUGCACCUUUUGGAGAUGGCACGCUGGAGUUACCUCAUUUUGCACUGAUGGGUUUUCAACACCAUGAAAGUACCUUGUGUCAGAAACAGCCAUUUUAAAAAAAAAAAGGCAAAAAAUCUGUUGUCACUGCUUAAUGUUUCUCCAUCUCAUUCUGAUGAAAGGCCCUAUUCUAUUGGUUUUUAAGAACGCUUUGCAUUUAUACCAAACAUACAAUGACUUUGCUGCUUCUGGUCUUUAUUGAGGAGCCAGGAAUGUUUCUCCUCUGUGUCCCUUUCAAAAGAUUUCUGAGCCUAUUAAUACAACAUCUUAACCUCUUGCUGCCUAUAGAGCCUUCUACAUCAGUUUCUUGAGUUUUCCUUCUCCCAGGAUUUUCUUAAUCGCUGCCUUUCAACCUAUAACAGAGGGAACAUUAGGGUGAUCAUACUGCAGCCUGGAGAUUGGGUGCAUACCUUUUACAUGACCUGAUAGUAUUGUGAUGAGGCAGCUUCCAAAGCAGUCCUUUUCUGGUCUGUCCUCCCUCUUUUAACCUGCUAUGUGACACACCAGAAAUCCCAGCAGGUAAGGAACAAGAUAGUUAGGAAUUGCAGCUGCCUUGUCUCAUGUAACAUUGGGGAGAUUAAAUGGCAUGCUUCUGUUUAGGUGGCAAUUUUGGGAUUAAACCACUUGGGGCUCUGCUUUGUUCUGUAGCGUGUUUCGGCAUGGCACUAAGGGAGGCCUUAUUUUCUGUAAAGGAUUUUAACAACUCAAAACUCCCUACAACGCCAUUCUUGCAUGUUAAAAGUUUUGCUCAUAGUUGUUAAUGUGACUUGAAGAGUAAGACUGCAUUUCUGUGAUGCUCUCACGCUCUUCUGUUGAUGAACUUUAUUAAUGUUUAGAAUGAAAGUGUUUAUGGGAGGUAACCACACUAGAAUAAAACCCUUCUCUCAUCUCA